Messenger RNA from Ruditapes philippinarum (Manila clam), 5011 nucleotides. RefSeq names its product putative leucine-rich repeat-containing protein DDB_G0290503. Lineage: Eukaryota; Metazoa; Mollusca; Bivalvia; Venerida; Veneridae. Bases 9 to 4220 code for a protein of 1403 amino acids. The record is from RefSeq and is a predicted model, not a curated record. The transcript has 2 exons.
CAGUAGAAAUGACUAAUACAACAGAAACCAUAACAACAACAACACAGCCAAGUGGUACAAUAACAAUUCCAGUAUGGAUUAUAUAUGCUUUUGUUAUCCCUAUCGUGUGUAUAGCUGCAGUUGUCGGACUGAUUGCUCUGAUACGAUGGAUUUGCAGUAAAAGAGCGGCGUCUGUUUUACCUGUAAUUGAGCCAGAAGAAAAGCGUAUUGUCAAUGAUUUGAAAUGCAAUUUAGAACAGAAAAAACAAAACGAAGUGAAGGACCCGUUUCAACAUUUCACUGUUUCAAAUGAAUCGGAUAAUAAACUUUCCAAAAAGCCAAAGAAAGCAGUAAAUUGUAUAAAUAAAAAAGACGUAUCCAAAACACCCGCAGUAGAUACCAAAAUUUGUAAAAUUAAAAAGAAAAAAGUGAAAGCCAUAGCUAUCAAAGAAGAAGAAAACAUAAAAGAACAGUUAGAUGGUGAUGCGAUAAGCGAAAAUGCUUUCAAUCAUUUGAAAGAAUCUGAACCAACAGUAUUUGAAGGACAAAUACCACCUCCUAACAUUCGAAAGUCACGUAGUCAAAGUAUGAAUAAUACACUGAAGCUGAAUAGUAAACCAAAGAAAUCUCUCAUCAAGCCAGAACCUAAUUUGGAACAGACAUUAACUUUAAGAAGACAAAGAAAACCCAAAGAAUCGGCCAAGAAAAGAAAUUUAAAUAUAAUAAAAAGCAAAUUGAACAGGCCAGACUUAGAAGACACCGAUGAAACAUCAACAGACACAAAUACAUCAACUGUCCCAGUUGACACUGACGAGGAAAGCGUUAUCGAUACAAGUAUUGUUCAAAGUGGAGAUGAAGACUUCAUAACUGAUGACGAAGAUUCUGCGGCUGAUGUUACUAAUGUGCGAUCUUCAAAUAAUCACACUUUGGAUAACGAUGUCAUAAGAGAAAACCAGAUAAUACAUAUGUCUCAACAAGUCAAGCAGAUGCCGGACCUCUCUGAUUCAGAAAUUUCUGGUAAGGUUGUUGAAUGUCAAGAAAGCUUACAGGACAGGGUAACACGAAGUACACACUUAGAAUUAAGUUCGUUAAAAGAUUUUAAUUCAUCUGUCAAAACACAAAAAACAGUUGGUAAAGAUCAAAUAUUUGCAGUUGACUUGAAAUUAGAAAAUAAUUCUGCUAUUGAGAUGGAGCAAUGUGUAGAUGCAAAAUUUAAAGAGACGAAAAUAUUAGAUGUAAUCAAAUACGAGCAUGUUCCUCGAGAGGGCCCGAUAGCAUCAAGCUCUUUCAAAGUUCGUGAUAAUGAUAAAAACGAAUUCAAAAACAAACAAACUGAUCAUAUAAAUGAAACAAGUUUCAGUUGUGAUUUAGGUCCAAAAGGGGCAGAUGAACAACAACCUGUAAUUGACAAAAAAGAAAGAAAUUAUCUACAGUUCAAAGAGGCUGUUAUGAACAAUGGCAGUAUUAAUUUAAAUAGGUCAAUGUCUUUGAAUGAAGGGGAACAAUUAAAAUCUUAUAUAAAAAGCAAACGACGAAAGAGAAAAUAUCAGUCAUUACGCCACGCAAAGAGAGAAUCUGUAUUUGAUGCUUUACAGACACUUGAAAAGGCACCAAAGAAGGGGAUAUUGAAAAAAUCUCAAAGUUUACAUGUUAACGAAAGACCAAACAAAUUAGAUACAAACAUUAAGGAAAUUACGCCGACUACGGGACAAUUGGUUUUAGAGAAAUGUAAAUUUCACAGUGAAAAUGAAAUUGAAAGUACAAACGAAGCAAAAAUCCCUGACGCAUUUAAAACAACUGAACAAUCGGAUACGACUGAUAUUUGUGAGAUAUUGUCAUCAAAUCUUCUAACAACGAUUGACAGGGUUACUUCAAACGAUGACACACAACUUGACACCCCAAAUGGAUUUGGAGAGUCGUCAUCCGAAAUGUUUGCUGGAAAGCCAACCCCUUCCCAAUUUCUGACCGAGACAAAUCUUAAUGCUGAUAAAUUUUCAGAAAGCGACAAUGAAGAACAAAUUAAUCAAAAUGAAUCAACAUAUGAAGGAGAGAGAAAUGAAUUUGUAUCAUCUGAGAGGCGAUCUGGAUCCGGUAGUUUAAUGAAUCAAAACAUUAUCACUAACGAAAUAGGACCAUAUAAUGAUUACCAGAUGGAAAAUAUAAUAGAUGAGUCAACGUUGAAAUAUAAUUCCACAUUGCAUCAAACGUCAAUGUCUGAACCAACAAGUGAUAAUCACCCUGAGAAUAAAUUAGAAAACAAUGAAAACUUGCUUUAUUUUAAAUCACAUAAUAAUGAGAUGAAUUUGAAACUGAAAAUUGUUACGCAUGACGAAAGAGAUCAGAAGCUACAAGAUGAUGGUAGUUUUGAAAGGGACCAAAUGCAUUCAAAAGAGCCUGACAAUGACCAUAGCAUGAAUCCGUCUCCAACAGUUAAGACUAAUCAAAAAAUAAACAAAAAACUUUGUAUGCCAGGACAUUCUUUAGAAAGUGAUAGCUCCUUAGAGUUAAUUGAAAUACCAUCCGCGUCACCAGGCAUUGAUGAUAUAAGGGGUAAACUAAAUGAAGAUUCUACUAUCAAACAAACUAUUAACCUACCUGUUGUUACUCUAAAUGCAAAUGUAAAGGAAUUUGAUUGUGAACAAAUAUUUAAAAAGGAAGAAUUGUCAAAUGUUCCCAGUGCAAAUGUUUUUGAUGCUUUAAAGGAGACGCCUUUGGAAUUAAAAAAACACGACACCACAAGCGUCGAUUUUCAUAAUCACAGACAGUCCCAUGGAAAUAAUACAAAGAACAUGUCGUUGUCGAGUCAACAUAGCAGUAUUGCAUUAGGACUUCGAGAAAGGCCAGCAACUCCACAUUUGUCAAGUACUGAUAUGAAUUCAAAGUCAAUUGUAAACAAUUCUUCAAAUUUACUUAAUAAAGUCUUUCGGCACAAAUCAAAUCCUUCAUUUGACAGGGCUCACCUUGAAUUGUUACAAUCGCACAAAUCAAACGUAAAUCAGCUAAACAAAAGAAAUAUAUCGCAACCGCUGUCACCAAUUGUAAAGGAAGAUGAACCUAAAAACAUUUCUUUGACUUUACCACCUAACUUAGGUGGAAACAAUAUGCCACUAGAAACUUCCAUACGAGAAACAACGGCACAAAAUGCUCCUCUUGAAGAAAAGUUAUAUUCGAACAAAGCAGAUAAGUAUACAAGCAAGCAAAUAAAAUCACAUCGGUCAAAGAGUUUUAUUCCGACAGCACAGAUGGAAGAUGAAAUGACAAAUGAUGUCGAAACUUUACGUGCAGGUGUUCUAAGCCCGAUUAAAAUGAAAAAUAAAAGUACCAUUGAAAAGAAAUCAUUGGAUACAAUCAUUUUUGCGGGGACUUCCACAAACGGCAUUAACCAGCACAACAAGGAGCAUGAAAGAAUCCGAUCGCCUGUAUUUAAUGUCAGGAAUAACGAUAUUCGGAUACGAUCAAAAACACCAUCUGCAGAAUUAGAACGUGUCGGCAGGAAUCUGAACGAUCCGAAACGCUCUAAAACUCCGAUGCCCGUGCCUUCUUACUUUAUGAAACAGUCUGAGGGAACAGUUGCUAAACCAUUUCUUACUCAUCCGCUCUCAAAGUUAAAAACGGGAUACAGUACAAAUACUAAUAUGGAAACAUUUAGCAGAAAUGUUCCCUCCGUUCUUGAAGAAAAACGCAAAGCUGGAGCCUCUUUUCGUCGAAGCAUGAAAAGAUUUCCCAAUAGAAAUGUUCCAGUUUCCGACAAUACUAAAACAAAUGAACAUACACUUCUAUAUAGGAGGGAGAAGGAAACGAAUGUUUUGGAUGAAAAAGUGGAAUUCAAAAGAAUAUCUGUCAGAGAACGCCCUAAAUCUGCCAUGUCAAUGCGUUCUGCACCUAGAAUGACCUCACAAGACAAUGUGACACCGUUUCCAAGAAAGUUUAGGACAGACAAAAGAUUAAGACAAAAAACAGGAGAACAUAGGCGCUCUAUUACACCUACAUUGACACAUAAAUCAACUGACAUCAGAAGGCCGAGUUCACGUGCAGAAUCUUGUAAUGUCCAACAAGCAAACUAUGAUCUAGAUGAAUCUGACAGUGAACUGGAGGCAUUCUUUGCUAACCCAGAUGUUAAAAGUUUGCAAUUCGGGAACAAAGACCUCCUCAAUAAUGGUUAUACCCGCAGUCACAGGACCGUGUUUUCAACUUUUAGCAAGAGAAAUGAUCUUGCAAAAAGCAAAUCAUUCAAAAUGUAAACAAGACUUCUUGCAUUUUAUGUAUAAAGCACUUCAAGGAAGGGAAUUAAUUACCAUUUCUUAUGAUGAUUUGUUUGAAAUCUAAUUUUUUAAAUUGAUCAUCUAGACCAAUGCAUUUAAAAAUGCAUUUUAAAUAACGAUAUAUCGUUGAAAUCAGAGUAACACCGAGACAUGGAAUUCCAUCCGGGGUAAUGUUUUAUUUCAAAUAACACAAAAAGAGCAGUUGCAGAAAAUAUCAACCACGUGACAUUCUUUACAAUUACAACGAUUUUAUGUACAGCUUUAGGUAAAAUUGACACACAUACCUUAGAAAUUGAGUUUUUAUUUUGUAAUAUAGUAUCGAUAACUUUCUUCUGAAUAGUUCGUGUAAUUUAUUUUAUUGCUUGCCAAAUAAUGAAAAAAAAACAUCGACGGGUAAAGCUAAUGUUUUCAAAGUUAAUGAAUAUCAUAAAAUUUUAUUUGCACAAAACAAAGGCAUAUCGUUUAUGAAUCGCCUCUUGUCAAACUCGGAUCUGCUUAAGCUUUAUUGUUAACGCAUAGAAAAUAAGAAGGGAAGCUAGAUCUUUUUUCAUUUGUGUAAAAUAACUUGAGAUUUAUUAUGUUAUUUGAAAAUUAAUUUUAAGUCCCUAAAAUAAAUUUAUGUAGGUUCUACAAAAAUAUUUAUAUUUGUGUGUAAGUUUGAAUUAUAUUGACAUCACAGCCUAUCAAUAGUAUUCAUAUAUAUACCAGUAAUCAAAUAUAACACUAACGGUCCUUAUUCAACUCAAAAACGAGAAAUUAUAUUUUGUAAC